UUGUCAUUAUACCAAGUGUCAAAAUGAAACAAUUCGGAUUAUUCGGAAUCACAACAAAACUUGUUAAAAAUCUAAUUAUUAUUUUUAUCUAAUUGCUAGAGGCUAACAUUUGAUUUCCAUCAUGUUAACGUUGUGGAAUUUAUUUGAAGCCUCAUUACUAUGCCUUAACGCAGUUUGUGUACUACACGAAGAGAGGUUUAUGCAAAAAAUGGGAUGGGGUGCCAAUAGUCCAAACCAAGGUUUUGAGGACCAGUCAUCUGUAAAAUUCCAAAUAUUGAACUUAGUGAGAUCCAUUAGAACAGUCACUAGAAUUCCACUUAUAAUUCUCAAUAUAUUAACAAUAAUUUUUAAAUUAUUGUUAGGAUGAAGGAAACAUAGCAUAGUUUGGGGAAAGCAUGUGAAACCUCAAGUACAUACAUGUUAUGUUACCUGCACUUACAUGUAUUAAAUUUUUUACACUUAGUAUUUUUAAGGCAUUUGUAAAUAAACAUUAUUUCAAAAUACCU
Molecule: messenger RNA, 506 nt
Organism: Plodia interpunctella (Indianmeal moth)
Lineage: Eukaryota; Metazoa; Arthropoda; Insecta; Lepidoptera; Pyralidae
Exons: 3
Coding region: 122-367 (81 amino acids)
Biological process (GO): endoplasmic reticulum to Golgi vesicle-mediated transport
Cellular component (GO): Golgi membrane; COPII-coated ER to Golgi transport vesicle; endoplasmic reticulum membrane
Source: RefSeq, a predicted model, not a curated record